Sphaeramia orbicularis (orbiculate cardinalfish) is the source of this 1577-nucleotide messenger RNA. RefSeq names its product endothelin 2 (gene edn2). Bases 103 to 606 code for a protein of 167 amino acids. Gene Ontology annotation, molecular function: hormone activity; endothelin B receptor binding. Lineage: Eukaryota; Metazoa; Chordata; Actinopteri; Kurtiformes; Apogonidae. Gene Ontology annotation, biological process: regulation of vasoconstriction; intracellular calcium ion homeostasis; regulation of systemic arterial blood pressure by endothelin. Gene Ontology annotation, cellular component: extracellular region. The record is from RefSeq and is a predicted model, not a curated record. The transcript is spliced from 5 exons.
AAAGCACCUGUUGCUCCGCAGCUUGAACACACAGGACUUUAAAGACUGUUGAGGAGUUUGUGAACACACUGCUGCUGCUGUUUGGACUUCAAAAACCAGAGGAUGAACAUGGCUUCUGUCAAGACACUCCUUCUACUCUUCAUCAUCAGUGUGGCUCUGCAUGAAAGUUGCGGAUUCCCCUUAUCGGAGCAGGGGGAGCUGCCCGUCCAGGCUCGGCAUCCACCUAGAGUCAGGACCAAACGCUGCUCCUGUAACAGCUGGGAUGAUAAGGAAUGCAUUUACUUCUGCCACCUAGAUAUUAUCUGGGUCAACACACCAAGUAAACUUCUUCCGUACGGCCUUGGAAGUCCCCUUUCUCGCCGGCGCCGCCGUUCAGCAGACCGCUGCGAAUGCACCAACCCAGCCGAUAAAACCUGCUCCGGCUUUUGCCAUAAAAGCUCAGACCAUCCAAGAGGUGAUGUCAUGGAUUCAUCUACAAACGCCUCAGACAAAAACAACAACAAACUGCUGGAAUCCCUCAGAUCUGUGAUCAAAUCCAACACGGCGCUCGCAGAACAGACGCAGUCAUCAAAGAUCACAGUGGGACGACUGAAGACAAGAAGGUAGACGACGAGAGGAAAACUCAAAGCAGCUCAACCUUCACGGGCUCAGCAUCCAUGGACAAGAGGUUUCCUAAAAACAGACUCUUCCAGUUGGACCUGUGAGCCAACGCUGAGGUUUAGAAACAAGUGACUGGAAAAGGUGGUGAAGCUCCAGACGUCUGGUACUUCAUCGACGCAAGAAGCCCAACAAUGACGAGGGGGCAACGACGAGAGGGGGAGAUAGGAAUAUUUUCUUGAACAGUCGGUGAAUGUUUGUUGAACUUCUGAACACACCAAGGAAGGACCCCUCAAAGACAAAGAAACGAACAGUGACGACCGAAAUAGUCGGCGACCUCAUCAAGACGUUAUCUGUGACGUCUUCGGAUCAGAUGUAUAGAUGGUUCUAGAUCCACAGCUUUAGCCCACUGAGGAUAAUGGGAUCGAUCCCUUCUGUAGAGACUCUAUUCAGAUGGGAAAUGUUCGUCUGUGCUUCGUUCAAUAACUCUUCUGUCUUAGUCGACCUUUCUUUGGUUGAAUAUUCCUCUGUAUCAGAGCUGGAAUCUGCUGCUCUGCUUAAUAUUUAGGCCGGGGGUGUCAAUUUAUUUUAGUUAAAGGGGGGCCACAUACAGACUAAUCUAAUCCCAAACAUAAUAAUAGUAAAAUAACCUAUAAAUAAUGACAACUCCAAAUAUUUGUCUUGCAAAAUUACACGAUGAACAUGCUUGUAAUCGCAAACUAUCCCCUGAACAACCACGAAAAACCUAAAAUUUCUUAAGAACAGUUUACGUUACAUCUCACAGAUCACAGUGGAUCUACAAAGGCACAAAACAUUUAGAAACAGGCACGAUAUAGUUAAAAUUAACCUAAUUUUUCUUGAGUAAUUUCAAGUUUUUUGUGAAAGUAUGUAAAGUAUGUAAAUGUAAGUAUUACCAUAAUGUAAAUUUGCUUUUGCAGUUUUUCACAGUUAAACAAAGAGAAAAAUGUAGCGUUGUCAAU